Messenger RNA from Rasamsonia emersonii CBS 393.64, 1491 nucleotides. Its product is annotated as MIZ zinc finger protein. NCBI's taxonomy places the organism in Eukaryota, Fungi, Ascomycota, Eurotiomycetes, Eurotiales, Trichocomaceae. The transcript has 7 exons. The coding region runs from base 1 to 1491 and encodes 496 amino acids. The record is from RefSeq and is a predicted model, not a curated record.
AUGGCAUCUACAGGGCAGGCCGCCGAGCUCCAGAGCGUGAUCGCGCUAGUGAAGACGUUGACCAACGCUCAGCUCAAAGAUAUUUUGAGGAGCGAGGGUCUCACGGUGUCGGGGGUCAAACUCUCGCUUCAGUUGCGCAUCAUUGACUAUCUCGAGAGACUCUAUCAAGGGGGCCAGGUAGAUCGCUAUGAUCGUCUUAAAAAGUUCAUAUAUUCUUUAACCAACCGCUCCAUGCCCAAUACUCCAACAACAUACUCCAGCCAUCAAUAUCACCAUCAAUCUGCUCCACACUCUACGACUACGCAGAGCAGACCAUCUUUGGGUUCAGCAAUGCCCUCUCAGCCUUUUUCGACGGGACGACUCACAUUCAAAGAUAGCCCAUUCUACACAAUUCUAGAACCUCUCACUUCGACAGUCGAAUGCAAAGUGCGCGAGCACACAAGAGACACUGUGGAGUUAAAAGUCGUUCUUAAUGCCAAUGUUGCCGCGAGACUUCAGUCAGAUCCAAACCUUCGUGUAAUGGUUUACUGUGCGGCUGAUAACGGCCUAAACCAGUUUUCCAAAUCCGAUAUCGCCUUUCCUCAUCAAGUUGAACUGAAGGCAAAUCUUGACGAGGUGAAGGCUAAUCUGAGGGGACUUAAGAAUAAGCCCGGCACCACGAGGCCAGCGGAUAUAACGAAUUAUAUUCGCAAGAAGCCAGGGUAUCCAAACAAUGUUGUCAUGACAUAUGCUCUCACACAGAAGAAAUUCUUUGUGCUUGUCAAUCUCGUUCAACGGCAUACGGUUGACGAGUUAGUAGCUGAGUUAAAAGCAAGAAAGACCAUCUCCAAGGAGCAGGUGUUACGAGAAAGAUUGAGGUUCCUUGUCGAUCCGUGGUCUGUACGCAUAACCAGUGUUUUGAUGCCUCGUCCUUUCUUCAAUUGCAAGAACAAGCCCCAACCUGGACAUGCCCUGUGUGCAGCAAAGCUACGAGUUUCGAAUCUCUGCAAAUCGAUCAGUAAGGCGACUUCCCUUCAACGCGUCACGGUCCAGGCUAACUUCGUAGAACAAGUCACUAUUGAGCCCAACGGCAAUUGGUACAGCACCAAGAAUGGAGACCGUUCGAGAACAGAUGAUGUUGCUACAAGUCCAGACGACGAUGACCUAAUAGAGAUUAAAAAGUCAGACAGACCAUAUCUCAAGCAUGAACAGCCAUUCGAAUAUAAAGCGCUUCAGCAGACGCCAUUAUCACACGAGACUUCGGGAGGGUCAUCUGCUAAUCGUCGAUCGAGCAGCAAAAGACCCGCUCCCGAAGUCAUAGAUCUCACAGGGAGUGACGACGACGAUACUCCGUCCAGGCCUACAAAACGGCAAGCCUUCGAUGACAGGCUUCUCUCACAUCGUGCAUCUCAGAAUUCCUUUGGCGGAAACUCAAAUAAUACAAGUCUCAACUUUCCUGGCCACGAUAGUUCUCAAUCUCCUGGGCAGGUACCCCCUUACUACGACACGUGA